AGGUUCUAGCUACAUUGGAUACUGGUUGUUUUCUAAAACUGAAGGAGAAGCCCAUGAAGGAAUGGCGAAUUCUCUUUGAGUUUCGACAAACAGAAUAAGAGGGAGAGUUCAAGUAGAUGACCUUGGGGAAUUGGAAAGCUGUGAUAUGAUGGUUCUGAAGUCAGUCCACAUCUGAAGCCAUGAUUUAAAUAUCAGAAUUGAGAUUUCAGCAAGAAAAACUUAAGCUUCAUUGGAUUCCCACGACAAAGAAAAGUUCCAAGCUUUCAGAAAGAGCUUUCACUUGAAGAUAAAGAAGAACUUGCUAACUACAAAAGAGGAAUCGAUGCUAAGCUUUUAGCUGCACUUCCUAAAGUUGCAGAAUUAAGAAAAAUCUUUGAACCAAAGAGGAAAGAAUUUUUAGAAAUGAAAAGAAAAGAAAGAAUUGCCAGGCGCCUCGAAGGGAUUGAAAAUGACACCCAGCCCAUCCUCUUGCAGAGCUGCACAGGGUUAGUGACUCAUCGCCUGCUGGAGGAAGACACCCCUCGGUACAUGCGAGCUACCGACCCAGCCAGCCCCCAUAUCGGCCGAUCCAAUGAAGAGGAAGAAACUUCUGAUUCUUCUUCAGAAAAGCAAACUCGAUCUAAAUACUGCACAGAAACCUCGGGCAUCCAGGCUGAUCCAUCCUAUAGUUCAGGUAUCAUGGAUACCCAUGGGCUAGAGUCCAAAGCUGAAAGAAUCGCAAGGUACAAAGCAGAAAGGAGGAGGCAGCUGGCAGAGAAAUACGGCCUGACUCUGGAUCCCGAAACCGACUCUGAAUACUUGUCCCGGUACACCAAGUCCAGGAAGGAUACUGACGCUGUCGAGAAACGUGCGGGAAAGAGUGACAUACCUGAAGAAUCCAGCAAAGAUUUGAGUGCUCCGUACUCCGGGACUGAGACAAUGGGGCUCAGGACCUGUGCUGGUGAACCCAAGGACUAUGCCCUCCAUGGAGGCGAUGGCGUGUCCGACCACGAAGUGCUGCUGAAUGUGGAAAACCAAAGACGAGGUCAAGAGCUGAGUGCCACCCAGCAGACCCAAGACCUGCUCCCGACCGUCGAGAGUUCUUCGUCUUUCUCAUUCUCGGGCCGAGACUCCUCCUUCACUGAAGUGCCAAGGUCCCCAAAGCAAGUGCACAGCUCCUCCCUGCAGCAGCCCGCCUCCCGGAGUCCCUCCGCUGGUGACUCCCCACUGCUCCCUGAGGCCCGACCCAGUACAGGGAAACCCAAACAUGAGUGGUUUCUCCAGAAAGAUUCAGAAGGGGACACACCCUCGCUUAUCAACUGGCCUUCCAGCCAAUCGUGGGUGGAGAGGUCAGCUGAAGGAGUUGGCUUGCCCACUGGAAUGGAACGGGAGCCAGGGCCCCGGAAACCAAGACGCUAUUUUUCUCCUGGUGAAAGUAGAAAAACUUCUGAGAGAUUUAGAACUCAGCCUAUAACCUCAGCAGAACGAAAGGAAUCCGAUAGGUGUACUUCAAAUUCAGAAAUGCCAACUAUUGAGGAUGAAGGAAAAGUGGAUGAACGAGCCAAGCUGAGUGUUGCUGCCAAGAGGUUGCUUUUCAGGGAAAUGGAAAAGUCAUUUGAUGAACAAAAUGUCCCAAAGCGACGUUCAAGAAACGCAGCUGUGGAGCAAAGGCUGCGUCGUCUGCAGGACAGGUCUCUCACUCAGCCCAUCACCACUGAGGAGGUGGUCAUUGCAGCCACUGAACCUAUCCCUGCUUCGUGUUCUGGGGUCCCCCACCCCGUAAUGGCGAGACUUCCCAGUCCCACUGUAGCUAGGAGCACUGUGCAGCCUGCCAGACUGCAGGCUCACCAAAAGGCUUUCGCCAGGGACCAGGCAAGCGAGGGCACAGAUUCUGCUGAACCCGCAGAACCUGAUUCCUCCACUCUGAGCUUAGCUGAGAAGUUGGCCCUGUUUAACAAAUUGUCCCAGCCAGUCUCGAAAGCUAUUUCUACCCGGAACCGAAUAGACAUUCGGCAGAGGAGAAUGAAUGCUCGCUAUCAGACCCAACCGGUCACACUGGGAGAGGUGGAACAGGUACAAAGUGGAAAGCUGAUUCCUUUCUCACCUACGGUCAACACGUCUGUAUCCACCAUGGCCUCUACAGUUACUCCGAUGUAUGCUGGGGAUCUUCGAACAAAGCCCCCUCUUGAUGACAAUACAAGUGCCACUGACUAUAAGUUUUCUUCUUCGAUGGAAAAUUCAGAUUCUCCAGUGAAAAGCAUUCUGAAAUCACAAGCUUGGCAGCCUUCGGGAGAAAGUGGUGGGAACAAAGGAGUGUUGAGAGAAUUUGGAGAGACAGAAAGCAAGAGAGCUUUGACAGGCGGAGACAGCAGUGCUAAGAAGUAUGGGUCCUUUGAAGAAGCAGAGCCUUCUUACCCCAUCCUUAACAGAGUCAGGGAAGGAGACAGCCAGAAGGAACCUAAAUAUGCUAUUCUGAGAAAAGGAAGCCUGGAACUAGCUAAUCCUUCCCUCGCCCAUCUUGAUGAUGAACUGAAGGAAUUUUCCACUCCUAAAACUAAUGCACAAGGAAACUCGGACUUGAAGGACAGGCAGCCCUUUGAAGAGAAGGGGGACGUGGAGAAUGUCAUGAAAAGAAAGUUUUCACUAAAAGCGGCUGAGUUCGGGGAGCUGACUUCUGAGCAGACAGGUACAGCUGCUGGGAAGACUGUUGCUCAGACCGCAGCCCCCGUGCCCUGGAGGCAGCAAGAUUCUUCAGAGCAGCCCCAGGAGAAGCACUAUAAGAGUCCAUGCGCCAUGUUUGCUGCAGGAGAGAUCAAAGCACCAGCAGGGGAGGGCAUCCUUGAUUCACCCAGCAAAACUAUGUCAAUUAAAGAAAGAUUGGCACUGUUGAAGAAAAGCGGGGAGGAAGAUUGGAGAAACAGACUCAACAGAAAGCAGGAGUGUGGCAAGGGGCCCACAGCAAGCAGCCUGCACAUUCACGAAGUGGGACAGUCACUCACCAGGAAGCGGGUCACAGAAAGUCGAGAGAGCCAAAUGACGAUUGAGGAGAGGAAGCACCUCAUUACUGUGAGGGAGGAAGCCUGGAAGACAAAGGGCCGGGGAGCGGCCAAUGACUCCACCCAGUUCACCGUGGCGGGCAGGAUGGUGAAGAAAGGUUUGGCAUCACCCACUGCCAUAACCCCAGUGGCGUCCCCCAUCUGCAGUAAGACACGGGGCACUACACCAGUUUCCAAACCCCUGGAAGAUAUUGAAGCCAGACCAGAUAUGCAGUUGGAAUCAGACCUAAAGUUGGACAGGCUCGAAACCUUUCUGAAAAGGCUGAAUAACAAAGUCGGUGGGAUGCAGGAGACGGUGCUCACAGUCACUGGGAAAUCUGUGAAGGAGGUAAUGAAGCUGGAUGAUGAUGAAACUUUUGCCAAAUUUUACCGCAGCGUGGAUUACAAUAGACCAAGAAGCCCUGUGGAGCUGGAUGAGGACUUUGACGUCAUUUUCGAUCCUUACUCCCCCAAGUUGACGUCUUCCGUGGCUGAGCACAAGCGGGCAGUUAGGCCCAAGCGCCGGGUUCAGGCUUCCAAAAACCCCCUGAAAAUGCUGGCGGCAAGAGAAGAUCUCCUUCAGGAGUACACGGAGCAGAGGCUAAAUGUUGCCUUCAUGGAGUCAAAGAGGAUGAAAGUAGAAAAGAUGUCUUCCAACUCCAACUUCUCAGAGGUCACUCUGGCAGGUUUAGCCAGUAAAGAAAACUUCAGCAACGUCAGCCUGCGGAGUGUCAACCUGACCGAGCAGAACUCCAACAAUAGCGCAGUGCCCUACAAGAAGCUGAUGCUGCUACAGGUCAAAGGAAGAAGACACGUGCAGACCAGGCUGGUGGAACCUCGAGCUUCGUCGCUCAACAGUGGGGACUGCUUCCUCCUGCUCUCCCCCCACUACUGCUUCCUGUGGGUGGGAGAGUUUGCAAAUGUCAUAGAAAAGGCUAAGGCCUCAGAACUUGCAACGUUAAUUCAGACAAAGAGGGAGCUGGGUUGUAGAGCUACAUAUAUCCAAACCAUAGAAGAAGGAAUUAACACACACACUCAUGCAGCCAAAGACUUCUGGAAGCUCUUGGGUGGCCAAACCAGCUACCAAUCUGCUGGAGACCCAAAAGAAGAUGAGCUAUAUGAAACAGCCAUCAUAGAAACAAACUGCAUUUACCGUCUCGUAGAUGACAAACUCGUCCCAGAUGACGACUACUGGGGGAAAAUUCCUAAGUGCUCCCUUCUGCAACCAAAAGAGGUACUGGUGUUUGAUUUUGGUAGUGAAGUAUAUGUGUGGCAUGGGAAAGAAGUCACAUUAGCACAACGAAAAAUAGCAUUUCAGCUGGCAAAGCACUUAUGGAAUGGGACCUUUGACUAUGAGAAUUGUGACAUCAAUCCAUUGGAUCCUGGAGAAUGCAACCCGCUCAUCCCCAGAAAAGGACAGGGGCGGCCUGACUGGGCGAUAUUUGGGAGACUUACUGAACACAAUGAGACUAUUUUGUUCAAAGAGAAGUUUCUGGAUUGGACAGAACUGAAGAGACCUAGUGAGAAGAAUACCGGGGAGUUUGUCCAGCAGAAGGAAGACCCCAGGGCCGACAUCAAGCCCUACGAUGUGACGCGGAUGGUGCCCGUGCCCCAGGCGGCGGCAGGCACCGUGCUGGAUGGGGUGAACGUUGGCCGUGGCUAUGGCCUGGUGGAAGGGCCCGACAGGAGGCAGUUUGAGAUCACCAGUGUCUCUGUGGAUGUGUGGCACAUCCUGGAAUUUGAUUACAGCAGGCUCCCCAAGCAGAGCAUCGGGCAGUUCCAUGAGGGGGAUGCCUAUGUGGUCAAGUGGAAGUACAUGGUGAGCACCGCAGUGGGAAGCCGGCAGAAGGGAGAGCAUACCGUGCGGGUGGCUGGCAAGGAGAAGUGUGUCUACUUCUUCUGGCAAGGCCGCCACUCGACUGUGAGCGAGAAGGGCACGUCGGCGCUGAUGACGGUGGAGUUGGACGAGGAAAGGGGGGCCCAGGUCCAGGUUCUCCAGGGAAAGGAGCCCCCCUGUUUUCUGCAGUGUUUCCAAGGGGGCAUGGUGGUGCACUCUGGGAGACGGGAAGAGGAAGAAGAAAAUGUGCAAAGCGAGUGGAGGCUGUACUGUGUGCGAGGAGAAGUGCCGAUGGAGGGGAAUUUGCUGGAAGUGGCCUGUCACUGCAGCAGCCUGAGGUCCAGGACUUCCAUGGUGGUGCUCAACGUCAAUAAGGCCCUCAUUUACCUGUGGCACGGGUGCAAAGCUCAAGCCCACACGAAGGAGGUUGGAAGGACCGCCGCAAAUAAGAUCAAGGAACAGUGCCCCCUGGAGGCAGGACUGCACAGCAGCAGCAAAGUGACCAUACAUGAGUGUGAUGAGGGGUCCGAGCCACUGGGGUUCUGGGAUGCUCUGGGAAGGAGAGACAGGAAAGCCUAUGACUGCAUGCUUCAAGAUCCUGGAAGCUUUAACUUCGCACCCCGCCUGUUCAUCCUCAGCAGUUCCUCUGGAGACUUCUCGGCCACGGAGUUUGUGUAUCCCGCGCGUGCCCCAUCUGUGGUUAGCUCCAUGCCCUUCCUGCAGGAGGACCUGUACAGCGCUCCCCAGCCAGCACUCUUCCUCGUUGACAAUCACCAUGAGGUGUACCUCUGGCAAGGCUGGUGGCCCAUUGAGAACAAGAUCACCGGAUCCGCCCGCAUCCGCUGGGCCUCUGACCGGAAGAGUGCCAUGGAGACCGUCCUCCAGUACUGCAGAGGAAAAAACCUCAAGAAGCCGCCACCCAAGUCUUACCUCAUCCAUGCCGGCCUGGAACCCCUGACGUUCACCAACAUGUUUCCCAGCUGGGAGCACAGAGAGGACAUUGCUGAGAUCACAGAGAUGGAUACAGAAGUAUCCAAUCAGAUCACCCUUGUGGAAGACGUCUUGGCCAAGCUGUGUAAGACCAUUUACCCACUGGCCGACCUCCUGGCCAGGCCACUCCCAGAAGGCGUGGAUCCCCUCAAACUCGAGCUCUAUCUCACAGACGAGGACUUUGAGUUCGCCCUCGACAUGACCAGAGAAGAGUACCACGCGCUGCCCGCCUGGAAGCAGGUGAACCUGAAGAAGGCAAAAGGCCUGUUCUGAGGGGAGCAGGGCACCACGGCAGUCACGCCCAGGACCACGCUCCAGGGAUGGAUUUGUAGACUGGUAUUUUUUUUUUUUUUAAGUAUUUUUAACUCGGAGUUCUCAGAACCUGGCGUGAAUAACUAUCCCGCUUGUCCUGGAGUUGUGCAUUCUGUAAAUGUUUCAGAGAACUGUUGGAAAGCCCUCCACAACCCAGCAGGUGAUAUCGAUGAAUCACCUGUCAUGGGCCCUUACAUAGCGACCCCAGGCCCCAGCUGCGGCACUGCCCUCCAGCAAGGCAUUGCCUUUUUGUUGUUGUUGAAGCAGUUCUCUUUAUAAAGUGUUAUUUUGAUAGUUUGUGGAUUCUAAAAUAUAUAUAUAUUUAUAUAAACACCAUAUAAGUCAAAUAUGUAUUUAACAAAGCAAUAUGUAUUCAUUCACUUUUAAGAACCUUUUUUUUUUUUUGGUGUCAAAAUAAGAUGAACGGUAGAUGGAGUUGCUUCUUGAGUUAGCUCUGCCAUCAACAUGCGCCUCACCCGCGUUCAGGAGCGCUCCCAGCAGUUAGGUCUGACUUGUUCUGAGUACUGCUUCCGGUGCUAAAAUGAACAAAGAAUCUAUACUUUGCAGCAUGGACUCUGAAGAAUCUAUGCGAAUUAACCUUUCUACCUUAAAAUCGCCCCAAAAAUGUAUAGUGCCUUGUUUUUAUGUACAGUUUAUAUACAGAAAAGUUUGCUCUGCAUUUUUGAUGAUGGUUCAGAACAUUAUCAACAAUUUUACUCUCGAAUAGUAAAAAUAAAAACAUCUCAAUUUCUAAUACCUGUCGUAAACAUUACACAUGUCAUUUUGUGAUAAAGGACUCCAAAAUAAAAGCGUCAGAAUGAACACAACAGUUAACUGAUU
Molecule: messenger RNA, 6993 nt
Organism: Carlito syrichta (Philippine tarsier)
Lineage: Eukaryota; Metazoa; Chordata; Mammalia; Primates; Tarsiidae
Gene: SVIL
Product: supervillin
Exons: 38
Coding region: 403-6114 (1903 amino acids)
Biological process (GO): barbed-end actin filament capping; actin polymerization or depolymerization; cytoskeleton organization
Cellular component (GO): actin cytoskeleton; cytoplasm
Molecular function (GO): phosphatidylinositol-4,5-bisphosphate binding; actin filament binding
Source: RefSeq, a predicted model, not a curated record